AUGAAAAUACCAAGUUUGGCUGGCAUUUCGAAAACGAGCAGAGUGCGAGAAGAUAUUUUUAAGCCAACUGUAUCCUACUCUCCAAGAAGCUUUGCCCGAGAAAUCUACCUCAAAUAUCCGCUUGGAAGGAUCGAAACUGCAACCGCCAGUCUUACUGAUGACGUCGCCUGCCCCUGCAGAUCCUGUUUGUCCUUGGGCGUCUGCAAUAGGAUCAUGCUGGUCACUCAGUCAGCAACCCAGCCAAAUUCUGAUGAAGUUUUGGAAGAUGAGGAUAAUAUUGUUGAUGAAUUAAUGAAGGAAGACAUUCAUGAAGAAGUAAUCCCAAAGAAAAAAAAAUAUCAAAAAUUAGUGUUCCCUCAUCCCCUCCCCAAAAGGAGAUCAAAACAAUGCAGUCUUUGGCUGCCUCAUCCCACCUGCUCCCUCCUCCACCCGCCGGCAACUUCCCCUUCUUCCUCACGCGCUUUCCCACGCUCCACCACCAUCAAAUGCAACCUGCCUUCCCAGAACCCAAAACCCCAAAAGCCCACUCCCCUCCUCCACUCCCUCUCCAAGCCCUUUGUUCUUGCCUCCGCUUCUGCUGCCACUCUCCUCAUCACCAUCACCCCCAUUUCAAACAGUCUCCCUGGAGGCGGCGGAGACAACAGCGGCGGCUUCUCUGGUGGCUGCAGGAGCGGAGGUGGGGACUCCAACGGUGGUGAUGGAAGCAGCGGCAAUUUCUGGGAGAAGUUCUUUUCGCCUUCGCCGGCAAUUGCGGACGAUAACAACCAAAAUCAAGAAUGGGAUUCUCACGGAUUACCAGCCAACAUUGUAGUUCAACUCAACAAGCUGAGUGGAUUCAAAAAGUACAAACUUUCGGAAAUUUUAUUCUUUGACCGACGGCGAUGGACCACUGUAGGGGCCGAAGAUUCGUUCUUCGAAAUGGUUUCGUUGAGACCAGGAGGGAUCUACACCAAAACCCAGUUGCAGAAGGAGCUCGAAACAUUAGCCACAUGUGGAAUGUUCGAGAAAGUUGAUAUGGAGGGAAAAACUAACCCAGAUGGAACUUUGGGAUUAACCAUUUCGUUUACAGAAAGUACUUGGCAGUCAGCUGAUAGGUUUAGGUGUAUAAAUGUUGGGCUAAUGGCUCAAUCCAAGCCUAUUGAAAUGGACCCUGAUAUGACAGAUAAGGAAAAAUUGGAGUACUAUAUGAGCCAAGAGAAGGAUUAUAGAAGGAGGAUAGAGAGAGCUAGGCCUUGUUUGUUGCCAAUGCCAGUACAUAGCGAAGUGCUGCAGAUGUUGAGGGAUCAAGGGAAAGUGAGCGCUAGGUUAUUGCAAAAGAUAAGGGAUAGGGUUCAAAAAUGGUACCAUGAUGAAGGGUAUGCCUGUGCUCAGGUUGUCAAUUUUGGUAACUUGAAUACUAAGGAAGUCGUUUGUGAGGUAGUGGAAGGUGAUAUCACACAGCUUUCGAUUCAGUUCCAGGAUAAACUUGGAAACGUUGUCGAAGGGAAUACACGGCUUCCUGUAGUGAGGAGAGAAUUGCCCAGACAGCUUCGACAAGGCAAUGUUUUUAAUAUUGAAGCUGGGAAACAAGCGCUGAGGAACAUAAACUCGCUUGCUUUGUUUUCAAAUAUCGAAGUAAACCCACGACCUGAUGAGAAGAAUGAGGGCGGCAUCAUUGUUGAGAUAAAGCUCAAAGAGCUGGAUCAGAAAUCAGCUGAAGUUAGUACGGAGUGGAGUAUUGUACCUGGACGCGGGGGACGUCCCACAUUGGCUUCAAUUCAACCUGGUGGAACUGUUUCUUUUGAGCAUCGGAAUCUCAAAGGACUUAAUAGAUCUAUUAUUGGUUCCUUGACCACUAGUAACUAUUUUAAUCCUCAGGAUGAUCUGGCUUUCAAACUAGAAUAUGUGCACCCAUAUUUAGAUGGUGUCAAUAAUCCUCGCAAUCGAACUUUUCGUGCAAGCUGCUUCAACAGCCGGAAACUGAGUCCAGUUUUCACUGGUGGGCCAGGAGUCGAUGAAGUCCCACCAAUUUGGGUUGACCGAGCUGGUGUUAAAGCUAACAUUACAGAGAAUUUCACCCGUCAAAGUAAAUUCACUUAUGGACUUGUGAUGGAAGAGAUAACAACACGUGAUGAAAGCAGUCAUAUCUCUGCAAAUGGUCAAAGGGUGCUACCAAGUGGUGGCAUCAGCGCAGAUGGACCUCCUACCACUCUCAGUGGUACCGGUGUUGAUCGAAUGACAUUUCUACAGGCAAACAUCACACGUGAUAAUACCAAGUUUAUAAAUGGUGCUAUAGUUGGCGAGAGGAAUGUGUUUCAGGUGGACCAAGGACUUGGUAUCGGGAGCAAGUUUCCAAUCUUUAACCGCCAUCAACUGACGCUUACACGAUUUCUCCAACUAAGAGAAGUAGAAGAAGGUUCCGGCAAACCCCCACCACCUGUUCUAGUCCUUCACGGCCACUAUGGAGGUUGUGUGGGUGACCUUCCAAGUUAUGAUGCUUUUACUCUUGGAGGUCCCUAUUCUGUGAGAGGUUAUAACAUGGGUGAGCUAGGUGCAGCCAGAAACAUUCUUGAGCUUGGAGCAGAGAUUAGGAUACCGGUGAGAAAUACACAUGUUUAUGCAUUUGCAGAGCAUGGGAAUGAUCUAGGAAGUUCAAAAGAUGUGAAGGGCAACCCGACAGAGGUCUACAGGCGCAUGGGGCACGGUUCAUCAUAUGGGGUUGGUGUCAAACUAGGUCUGGUGAGAGCCGAGUAUGCUGUUGAUCAUAACACCGGAACCGGUGCAGUCUUCUUCCGAUUUGGGGAAAGAUACUAAGAUGUUUAGGGUCUAAUGCUGCUGCUUAAUACAGGGUAGUCAUUUCUGUUUCUAGCAACUGUUGGAGCUGUUGUGAAUGUUACAGAGAUUUUGAGAUGAAUGUAACUAGGCACACUAUUUAAUCGGCUUUCUUAUUUCGAAUAAAUAUUUUUGUUUUUGUACUAUUUAGCGUUACAA
Messenger RNA from Hibiscus syriacus, 2970 nucleotides. RefSeq names its product protein TOC75-3, chloroplastic-like. The coding region runs from base 1 to 2793 and encodes 930 amino acids. The transcript has 9 exons. The record is from RefSeq and is a predicted model, not a curated record. Gene Ontology annotation, cellular component: chloroplast outer membrane. Gene Ontology annotation, molecular function: protein-transporting ATPase activity. NCBI's taxonomy places the organism in Eukaryota, Viridiplantae, Streptophyta, Magnoliopsida, Malvales, Malvaceae. Gene Ontology annotation, biological process: chloroplast organization; protein import into chloroplast stroma.